UUUUUUCCUCCGCUCCGACUCGGUUUGAUUUUUCUCUGAUCGGUGAUUAUUAUUAUUACUAUUAUUUUUUCCCUCCCCGGCGGUUCCUGUCCGUGCUACAUGACUUGCCAGCGCUUGAGACUGCUGUCCAACUGCGCUGCCGCCGCCACCGCCGCCGGUGGUGCCGCCGCCGCCGCCUCGGCCACCGCCACCGCUUCGGCCGCCGCCUCCGCCGCCGCCCCGCGCGCAGCUCCCUCAGCCGCCGCAACUUUCCCCCUCAGACUAGUGUGUGAUGUUGGACAUGGGAGAUAGGAAGGAAGUGAAAAUGCUGCCGAAAUCCUCCUUUAGCAUAAACAGCCUGGUUCCCGAAGCCGUCCAGAGCGACAACAACCACAGCAGCCACAGCCACCACAACAGCCACCACCCCCAUCACCACCACCAUCACCACCACCACCACCACCACCCGCCGCCGCAGCAGCCCCAGCGAGCGGCCGCAGCCGAGGAGGAGGACGAGGAGAAGGGGCAGCACCUCCUGCCGCCCCCCACCGCCACCGCCUCCGGCGCCCUGGAGGUGGCCAAGGCGGACAUGCUGGCGGGCAAAGGCGAGGCGGGCGCGGCGGUGGCGGCGGCGGCGGAGCUGGAGGAGAAGGAGAAAGCGGCCGAGGAGAAGAAGGGGGCGGCGGAGGGGGCCAAGGACGGGGAGAGCGGGAAGGAGGGGGAGAAGAAGAACGGCAAGUACGAGAAGCCGCCGUUCAGCUACAACGCGCUCAUCAUGAUGGCCAUCCGGCAGAGCCCCGAGAAGCGCCUCACGCUCAAUGGCAUCUACGAGUUCAUCAUGAAGAACUUCCCCUACUACCGGGAGAACAAGCAGGGCUGGCAGAACUCCAUUAGGCACAACCUCUCGCUCAAUAAGUGCUUCGUCAAGGUGCCCCGCCACUACGACGACCCGGGCAAAGGGAACUACUGGAUGCUGGACCCCUCCAGCGACGACGUCUUCAUCGGGGGCACCACCGGCAAGCUCCGCCGGCGCUCCACCACCUCUCGGGCCAAGCUGGCCUUUAAGCGAGGCGCCCGGCUCACCUCCACCGGACUGACAUUCAUGGAUAGGGCAGGAUCCUUGUACUGGCCUAUGUCCCCCUUCCUCUCCCUGCACCACCCCCGGGCCAGCAGCACUUUGAGUUACAAUGGGACCACGUCCGCCUACCCCAGCCACCCCAUGCCCUACAGCUCAGUGUUGACUCAAAACUCCUUGGGAAACAACCACUCCUUUUCCACGUCUAAUGGGUUAAGUGUUGAUAGACUAGUCAAUGGAGAGAUACCUUAUGCCACUCAUCACCUCACAGCAGCAGCUCUGGCCGCCUCAGUGCCGUGUGGCUUGUCAGUUCCCUGCUCCGGCACCUAUUCCCUAAACCCCUGCUCUGUAAAUCUCCUAGCAGGACAGACGAGUUACUUUUUCCCCCAUGUUCCUCACCCUUCAAUGACUUCUCAAAGCAGCACUUCAAUGACGGCCAGGGCAGCCUCCUCCUCCACGUCGCCACAGGCGCCCUCCACUCUCCCCUGUGAGUCCUUAAGACCUUCUUUGCCAAGUUUUACAACGGGACUUUCCGGAGGACUUUCUGAUUAUUUCACACAUCAAAAUCAGGGGUCUUCUUCAAACCCUUUAAUACAUUAACAUCCAUGGGAUCAGACUGUAAGUGAACAUUUUACACACAUUUGCAUUGUAAAUGAUAAUUAAAAGGAAAAAAAAAGCAAAACAAAAAAGUCCAGGUAUUUUUUAUUAAGUCCCCCAUUUUCUGUACGUUUGUUCAGUCUUUAGGGUUGUUUAUUAUUCCACCAAGGUGAGGAGUGUCAGCAAGGUGCAAUGUGGGGAGAUUGCAUUGUAGACUAUGAAGUUUGGAAGACAAAAUUAUAGUAGAAUGUGUAUCUAAAUAGUGACUGCUUUUGCAAUUUUUUACUCAAAUAUGAUAAGUCUAUCACUAAAAGCCGCCCGAUUCUCCAUGUUUGCAGUAUUAUAAGUUAUCAUGGAUAUGUCGGUGGGUGCAGACCUUGAAAGAAAAUAGAAAACCAAAUCAAACCACUAAAUUUAUGAAAACUAUAAAAAACUUAAAACAGAAUUUGUAUUUAAGCAGAAUUAAUACUGAAAAAAUGCCCAAGAUCUACUUUUGGCCAUUUAUUAUUUUAUUAUUUUCUUUACCGAAUUCCUUUUUUUUGUUUGUUUACUUUUAGACCAAAGAUUGGGUUUUAGAAAAUGCACUCAGUGUACGAAGUAAUUUAAAAAAAAAAAAAACAGCAACAUUAUUUCAGUUUGCAGCACUGCCCGUUCAAAUGAAUCAGAAGGGGACAAAAUUAAUGAUUGCCUUCAGUUUGUGUUGUGUAUAUUUUGAUGUAUGUGGUCACUAACAGGUCACCUUUAUUUUUUUUCUAAAUGUAGUGAAAUGUUAAUACCUAUUGUACUUAUAGGUAAACCUUGCAAAUAUGUAACCUGUGUUGCGCAAAAGCCGCAUAAAUUUGAGUGAUUGUUAAUGUCGUCUUAAAAUUUCUUGAUUGUGAUACUGUGGUCAUAUGCCCGUGUUUGUCACUUACAAAAAUGUUUACUAUGAACACACAGAAAUAAAAAAAUAGGCUAAAUUCAUAUAUACUUGAUAGUUUUUUUGUCUCUUUUAUUAACCCUAAUGUGGCAGAGGCUUUAAAGUUACAGUGAGAUAGAUCAGAGCGCUGCUUAUUGCACAGUCCACCAUUUUUCAUAUGCUCCUUUCUUUCUCCCCCCGCCCCCUCCCAUGCUGUCUUUAACUGCAGUAUUUUCAAAUGUAAAGGAUCACGGUGUUUAAUCAGACACCGUGGCCACUAUUUUGAUGUCCAUUUUGGGGCAGAACUCUUAUAAAGUCUGCUUAAAAAUUGUUAGUAGGAGCUCGGGUGUCUUACUAAAAAUCUGACUUAGGCUGAAAAUGCUUAACAUUGCGUAUGUAUGCAUAUAUACAUACAUACAUAUACAAUUUAAGCGUAUAAGCACACAUUGGGAAAAAAGCCAAGGUGCACUGUUGUAUAGGUACGUGUUCUUCCUGCAAUCUCUGAAAUGCAUUCAAAGACUUAUUCUCCUGAAAGAAAUUAAUUUCGUCUCUGUGAUGACUCGAGAUAUAUUGGCGAAGGAUGUGUAUGUGUGCCUAUAUACACACACAUAUUAGCUAUCAUAUGCUCGUUUGGCCAAAUUUAGCAAGCUAUGGUAUGUACGUGUAUAAAAUAUAACGCGAAUCUUAAAGGAGCUCUCCUCCGGAAGUGUCUGGGCUGUGUGUAUCGAUAUAGUUUUGGUGCUGCGGGCACUUUGGCUUGAGGUUCGGUGCGAGUAGCGGUAUUUUUUGGCAGGCGGCUCCGGGCUCGGCCCCUCGGGCCGGGCAGGGGGGCAGGAGCGGAGCACGGUGAGGUGCUGAAGGCGCAGUCCAUGGCAGGCGUCACGUGACACCCUGCCUCGCAUACCGAUGUUUAAACCUUUUAGGGGCUAAAAACGACCAAGCAAACAAACAAACAAAGAAAAAGAACCGACAAAUCAAGCCUGCGUGGAUGCGCUUACGUGCAAAGUUUUGAAAAGGGGAUCUUUUUCUCUCAGCCCAGUAACUCGCGCAGGCGUCCCUGAGAAAGCUCCGUUGCCCUGAGAAUCGAUCCAUUAGUUUUGAGGGGGCAACGCUGCUAGUAAUUUUAAGAAGCAUUUAAUCCUUGAAAGAAUUGGUGUCUUGAUGAGUUUAGGGAAGCCUAUAAAGGCCACAACUCUUGAAAAUAAUUAGAAAACUUGUGCAAAAGGUUUAGGAACUAAUUGGAUCCCGCGGUGAGUCCGCAGAGGACAAGUUGUUCAUUUGUUACGUUUGUAGCCUAAACUGAGCUCUGCAGCAGCGCAAUAAAUCGGCGACUGCUCACAAUAGGCCCAAUGAAAAAUAAUCUUUAGGUCGGAGAUGUUAUCGCAAACGCUUUAAAGAGCUUAUCUUAAAAAGACAGAAAAGAGGAA
This is a messenger RNA of Parus major (Great Tit), 3973 nucleotides long. It is a transcript of the gene FOXG1, whose product is annotated as forkhead box G1. The record is from RefSeq and is a predicted model, not a curated record. NCBI's taxonomy places the organism in Eukaryota, Metazoa, Chordata, Aves, Passeriformes, Paridae. The transcript has a single exon. Gene Ontology annotation, molecular function: DNA-binding transcription factor activity; sequence-specific double-stranded DNA binding. Gene Ontology annotation, cellular component: nucleus. Gene Ontology annotation, biological process: regulation of transcription by RNA polymerase II. The coding region runs from base 272 to 1651 and encodes 459 amino acids.